AUGGACAAGCUCGACGCCGUCCCCAAGCUCGACGAGCCGCUGCAGCAGCCGCACCACGAGGUUGCUCCCACCCGCUCUGACCGUCCCAUCGCCGAGACUCGUCAGGCCUACGGCCCCCCUGGUUUCCGCGGUCUCUUCCACUCCAGCUAUGUCGCCCUCUGUGCCGCCUUCUCCGCCAUGGGCGGCCUCCUUUUCGGCUACGACCAAGGUGUGGUCUCGGUGAUCCUGGUCAUGCCGCAGUUCCUCGAUCAAUUCCCGCGCGUUUCAGACACCGCGUCGGGCGCCGGCUUUUGGAAGGGCUUGCUGACGGCCAUGAUCGAGCUCGGUGCGCUACUGGGCGCCUUCAACCAGGGGUGGAUUGCGGAUAAGAUAUCCCGAAAGUACUCCAUCGUGCUGGCCGUCUUCAUCUUCACCAUUGGCUCGGCGCUCCAGACCGGGGCCGUCGAUUAUCCAAUGCUUGUCGUCGCCCGCCUGAUUGGCGGCGUCGGCAUCGGCAUGUUAUCAAUGGUCGCACCAUUGUUCAUUUCCGAGAUCUCGCCCCCCGAGAUCCGCGGCUCGCUACUCGUGCUCGAAGAGUUUAGCAUCGUCACCGGAAUUGUGAUUGCUUACUGGAUCACUUACGGCACGCAGUACAUCCCGAGCGAAUGGUCGUGGCGCCUGCCCUUCCUCCUGCAGAUCAUCCCGGGCCUGGUUCUCGGCAUUGGCAUCGUCUUCCUGCCCUUCUCCCCUCGCUGGCUCGCCUCCAAGGGUCGUGACCAGGAGGCUCUCGAAAGCCUUGCAAAACUGCGCCAGCUGCCCAAAUCUGAUACCCGCGUCGUCCAGGAGUGGUACGACAUCCGCACCGAGGUUGCUUUCCAGAAGGAGAUUGCCCAAGAGAGGCACCCGAAGCUGUUUGGCAGCAGGAAGGCCAUCGACCGUGCCAAGCUGGAGCUUGUGUCAUGGUCCGACUGCUUCAAGAAGGGGUGCUGGCGCCGCACUCACGUCGGCAUGGGUCUCAUGUUUUUCCAGCAAUUCGUCGGCAUCAACGCUCUGAUCUACUAUGCACCGACGCUGUUCGAGACCAUGGGGCAGGAUUAUGAUAUGCAGCUCGUGUUGGCCGGUGUGCUGAAUGUCGCCCAGCUCGUUGGUGUCUCGUCCUCGCUUUGGUCCAUGGAUCGCUAUGGCCGGCGGCCUCUUCUGCUUUGGGGCGCAGCUAUCAUGGGUAUUGCGCACAUCAUUAUUGCUGUCUUGGUAGGCAAAUUCGAUGACAACUGGCCUGCGCACAAACCCCAAGGAUGGACCAGCGUUGCUUUCCUCUUCCUAUACAUGCUCGCUUUUGGCGCUUCCUGGGGCCCCGUACCCUGGAGUCUCCCGGCCGAAAUUUUUCCUUCGUCUCUGCGCGCCAAGGGCGUGGCGCUGUCGACGUGCUCGAAUUGGCUUAACAACUUCAUUAUCGGCUUGAUCACACCCCCGCUCGUCCAGAACACAGGCUUCGGCGCUUACACCUUUUUCGCUGUAUUUUGCAUUCUGGCAUUCGUCUGGACGUUCUUCUUUGUGCCGGAGACCAACGGUAGGUCGCUCGAGCAGAUGGACCACGUUUUCAAGGACAAGAGCAGCGAGGGUGAAGAAGCCCGGAGAAUACGCAUCGAGACGGAGAUCAUGGGACGGAUUCCGGUUGGCUCGGACGUCGAGUCGGCGGAUGCUGUCAAGACAUAG
This is a messenger RNA of Lasiodiplodia theobromae, 1695 nucleotides long. Its product is annotated as MFS monosaccharide transporter. Gene Ontology annotation, molecular function: carbohydrate:proton symporter activity. Gene Ontology annotation, cellular component: membrane. The transcript has 7 exons. Lineage: Eukaryota; Fungi; Ascomycota; Dothideomycetes; Botryosphaeriales; Botryosphaeriaceae. The coding region runs from base 1 to 1695 and encodes 564 amino acids. Gene Ontology annotation, biological process: transmembrane transport; carbohydrate transport. The record is from RefSeq and is a predicted model, not a curated record.